Salarias fasciatus (jewelled blenny) is the source of this 3106-nucleotide messenger RNA. It is a transcript of the gene klhdc7a, whose product is annotated as kelch domain containing 7A. The transcript has a single exon. Lineage: Eukaryota; Metazoa; Chordata; Actinopteri; Blenniiformes; Blenniidae. Gene Ontology annotation, molecular function: protein binding. The record is from RefSeq and is a predicted model, not a curated record. Bases 365 to 2611 code for a protein of 748 amino acids.
UAUUCAAGAACUUAUCAAACAUGGUUCACAGAUGUUGGAUAGUCAUGGGACAAGGGAGGGUGACUGAACAAACUGAAUAGCCAAAUAUUGAUCUUUGGGAUAUUUACAUAUGAUGUGUAUAGUCAUUGAAACAGCAUCCGACUUGCCACAGGUGGUGCUCGAGAAGUGCUCCGCCUCUACGAAGGCAGGGAUGCAAAUAGUAACUGGAGAGCUAUUACCUUACACUCGAUCCUUCGGGCCAAGAGGCACAGUCAUCAGAUCACAGCGGCUCUUUUACAAUGAAAACUAGACAGUGGCUGUCACCUGAGGAGCAGUGAAAACGCCAUUCAGCGGGAUCAGUCAAGCAGCCGUGGCCGCCAUCACCAUGCCCACUGCAGAGCUCGUGGGAGUCCAGUUCGACAUGCAGCUGCUGCUGAAGCUCAGCGUGUCUGUUGCUGUCGUGUUGCUGGGCACUCUGGCCUUCAAAUUUUACAACUCCAGGAAUGUGAGGAAAGUUCGUCUCCCUGUCAAGGAUGACAAAGAGCCUGAAAAUGCAACCUGCCAAAACUGCAAGACGACACUACGGCGGAGCUCGCCGCAGCAGGGCAGGAGCGAUGAGGGUGAGCAAUCCGGGGACCUGACGUCUCACGCCAUCGAGGAAACAUCGGGGAAGGAGAAAAAGAGCGGCACUGCUGGAAUAUCACAUCAUGACCCAACUGCCAGGAAGGAUGAGGAGACGCUCUCUGACCAGAGUCAGGUGCAUCCUGCCACCAGUAAUAUUUCAUUGGGAUCUACUUUGAACUUUCCUCAUCCAACAGAGAGUGGGUUGGCCAGUACAACGGGGCGCCGCUCCCCUUGCUUUUUGCAGAAGCUGGAGGGCAGUGUGGGUGUGGGCAGGGAGUUAAGGCAGGACUUGGAGCGCCUGGGGGCCUACUCCAGCUUCCUUUCCAAGGCAGAGAUCAAAGUGGAGGAUGCCAAUGUAGUGCUGGAAGGAACAGGAGAUCAGAUUGUGCGCGGAAAGAUAUAUGACUACUACGUUGAGUCUUCUUCUCAGUCUGUUACGGACUCCAACUCUACGCUCGGUCAGUUUGAGAGAAACCCUGAGUCCCAGCCAGUAGAGUUUGGAAGCCGGAGUAACGCUCUCCCUGAGUCGCCUUCGUCUUUAAGCCCCAUCAUUAUGCGUGAUCUGGUUUUCCCACAAAGCACUCCUGAGGAGGCCUCCUCACAAAGAAGUCCCGACCUGAGGCCCCCUGCAAGGCCCGUACUCCUACGCAAGGAGAGUUAUCUGUCUGCAGCAGAGGAGUCUGAGCUUUCCAUUCCCUUUUUGACUUCAAGAGCCUUAAAUCCAAUGACUCACUCUGUGGUUUCAUCUGGCAAUGACUGUGUUCGCCCUGUGAUCGGUCCCUCCCCAGAGAGCAAAGGCCCAAAUGUGAAAGAUGGAGUUGAUCUAGACACUGUUGCAGGGGCUCCGUUUUUACAUCUGCCGGCACACAUGCUCAAUAGCACAGAUUUGGAAGUCUUGAAGAGUAAACUUGAUCUGGGUAACUGUUUAGAGACACUGUGCCUGGCCAAGAGGCAAGGCCACACAUCUGCACAGCAAGCGGCGCUGUCUGUCAUGUCAGACAACUACCUGCAGGUGCUCAGGGAUCCAAACCUUUACGGACGCUUGAUGGCUGGCGAGCGGGAGGAAAUCCGAAAGCAGAGAAUGAGGGGCAGGAGGUUCGUCAUGGUUGCCGACAUGGACCCUCAAGACUGGAUGAGCAACACGGAGCGGCAGACAGCAACAGCAGAGCAGAAGAGGGUGUCCAGUGCAGUGUACUAUUAUGAUGACUACAAAGAUGCCUGGCAUACACUCUGCCUGAUCCCACAGGAGGUCAUCUCUAAAGCCUGUGCCAUGUGCACAAUGGAUAACUACUUAUUUGUGGCAGUAGGCUGCCAGGGCUCUGACAGAGAAAUGACACCCUCAAAGCGAGUGUUUUGCUACAAUCCUUUGACAUCCAUUUGGAAAGAGAUCAGUCCUAUGAAUGAGGCCAGACCCCGCUGCAAACUGGCAGCACUGGAGGGCUACAUCUACGCCAUUGGAGGGGAGUGCCUCUCCUCAGUGGAGCGCUAUGACCCUCGACUGGACAGAUGGACGUUUGUGGCUCCACUGCCUAAUGACACAUUUGCUGUGGCACACCACGUCUCGGUGUGUAACGGAGAGCUUUUUGUUUCCGGGGGGAGUCUCAGGUAUAUCUUACUGCGCUACAACCCGAAGACUGACACCUGGAGGUCAAGUCUCCUCGUAGGCGGCAAAGACAGAACCGCGGACAUGGUGGCUGUGGGGAGGUUUCUGUAUAGGUUUGACGUUAACCCACUGCUGGGGGUCACUGUGUACCGCUACCACACUGUGGCAAAGCUGUGGUAUGAGUGCAGCUGCAGACGGUUUGUGCGGUGCCCUGCCUUCCAGUGUGUCCCCAUGGACGGCACAAUAUACUGCGUCAGCCGCCAGUUCACCAUGAGGUUCGUGGCUGAUGAGAUCUCCCCGGCAUUCACAGACGAGGAUUUGAGUGUCCUUUCUGCAGCCAGAGGUGUCAUUUUUCCCUUCGUCCUGUCACUACCUGAUAAGACGCUUCGGCAAACAAGUGUGUAGCAAAAAUUCAGUUUUCUACUGAGUUCAUAUUAGGACUGAAUGAACACCCACAUGGGUGUGCUUAACCCACCCUUCCUUCUCAAAGCAAACUGUGCUGUCAUUUAUUUGAUGUGUCUUAAAGAUUUCUUGAAUUGAUAACACGCUAUGUAUUGCUUUUUUUCAUUUGUUUUCUUAUGUCUUGUCCCUGGCAGCAGAUGUAAUAUAUGAGACUCUUAAUGGUCGUCAAAGUACUGUUUACUUAGAUUUACACGGGAUGUGCUGCCAUGUAAAUUGUCUGAUUCUUUGAUUUGCCACUCCUUCCUGGCAUUAUGUUUGUUUUAUGUCAUCACAGAUGCUUAACCUCUUUACUGUAACUCAUAAAAAGUACCGGAGUAAAUGAGUUCGUUCAGGUCUAACACAUAGAGGGUUGGGCGAUAUAGUGACAAUCCAUCACUGUGCUCCUUUGUGUAGGGCACAGAUAUAACUUACACAGUGGCUUGCAUACAAUGUAAUUAU